Rhinocladiella mackenziei CBS 650.93 is the source of this 837-nucleotide messenger RNA. RefSeq lists its product as uncharacterized. Lineage: Eukaryota; Fungi; Ascomycota; Eurotiomycetes; Chaetothyriales; Herpotrichiellaceae. The coding region runs from base 1 to 837 and encodes 278 amino acids. The record is from RefSeq and is a predicted model, not a curated record. The transcript has 3 exons.
AUGGCAGAUCAUCUGAUGUCUCUGAAGUCCUUUUGCAACGACGACCUCAACCGAGAAGUCAUGAUGGUGGAAGAAGAACUCGGCGUCACAAGGGUUGGCCGUCGGAGGAACUUUUCACCGCACAAUGAGCCGUGGCAACAUGGCGAAGAACGGAUAGAUCAGGCUCUGCCCCAACUAUCAAGAUCAAAAAUGCGACAUCUGACUGUGCGUAUCAAUACAUACUUCACCAAGAUUCUUUUCAGCAAGAGAUCUCCCGAGUGGCAUUGCGAAGCUUCACGAUUCCUUUUAGACACAUUCAACAGGUUUUCCAGUAUUCAGCUCGACGACAAGCCCGAAACCGAGCAAUCUCUGAAAGAGCUCUUGGAGCAUAACAUUGUUCAAGCUAAGGCUCUAGCAGAUGUGGUCAUGAAUCUUCAAAACAGGAUGGAGUUGCAACUCAACGUGUUGUACAGUUUUGUGGCCCAGCACGAUAAUCAAUUGAGCGCGCAGCUAGCAGCAUUGAGUGGGCGAGACAGUACAUCUAUGAAGAUCCUCGCAUUCAUAACAGCGGUCUUUCUCCCAGCAACAGUUGUCGCUACUCUUUUCAGCAUGGAUAUGUUUGAUUGGCAGAACGCCACCUCCAAGAACGUAGUCUCGUCUUCUGAUGAAGAUAAUGGACAGACACAUACUGUUUCCCCACAAUUCUGGAUUUACUGGGCCGUCACGAUUCCUCUAACCAUCGUCACGCUUGCUGGCUGGGCGAUCUGGUGGCGCGUCGAGCAACGAAGAUUCGACUUCGACCUGAUUCAAAAACAGCAAGACUCGGAGGAGUUCUAUGCUAUUCCUAGGAGGACGUAG